Doryrhamphus excisus (bluestripe pipefish) is the source of this 3794-nucleotide messenger RNA. The record is from RefSeq and is a predicted model, not a curated record. Lineage: Eukaryota; Metazoa; Chordata; Actinopteri; Syngnathiformes; Syngnathidae.
AUGGGCCCAGGAAAUGAAUGUGCGAGAAAUUACUUUGACCCGACUUUGACGGAGAAGACGGACCCAAGGCGGAGCAGCGGCGCAUCCGGGGUCAACAGCAAAGAUGAGCUUGAAUUAACAACAUUAAAUGGGCAAAAGAGGGCUGUGGCUUUGUAUGAAGAUGAAGACACCUUCAUUGACAUACCCGGUACAGUGGUCGCCUCCAGGGAUGGGGAGGUGUUGGAGGUGAAGGCGGGUAAUCCAGUGCUGCUCCACCGUGGUGGUGGUAGUGGUAGUGGUGCCUCAGGCGUCGAGCCCUCCCAGGCCAGCACCACUGCCAAAACACAAGCUGGGCCCAUUACUGGGCGUGGAGGGGAUGGAGUGAGGGGCAUAAGGAGCAGAGAAAGCACCGUAAAAAUAAAGCCAACCGAGGAGGUAGUCCCCCGCCAUGCUUUGCUGCUGAGGGAGCGUGAGCGACCUGACAUGAUCACGCUUGGCAGCCUUUCACUGCAGCAGCAAGAUGCUGAGAAGACACGGCGGGAUUGGAGUCAGUGGGCAAAGAUGAAGAGGAGAAUGAUGGCGGUCUUCAGUGGGAAUGUCGUAGCCCCUCAUCCGCAGAGCCGUGACACACCAAGAGAAGCAGCCCGCCACAGACACAAUACACUUCCCCACUGUCCAUCGCACAGAGUGCUGGGGGAAGGCCAGGAAGCGAUCUCCAAAUAUGGACAGAUGACAGAACUCCCAGAAUCCUCUUCGUCGGUGUCCCAAUCUCUUUGGCAGGUGCAUCACACUACAACGACCACCCCCCAGCCUGUGCAUGUGUGUGUGCGCUGUUUAAGGGCCACCAGAGACAAGCUUCCAAGAGGCCUCUACAGCAUCAGUGUGGCCCUUCACAGCCGUCUUGGAGGCCCAGCUCUAGCCUGGAAUAACGAAUGGAUGGUAUCCACCGACCCGGUUGAACACCAAGGCCACCUCUACGACAUUGACCUGCACUUCAACCAGAAUGUGGUCAUGAUCAUGCCUCCAACCUGCGAGCUUCUCCCCUCCAUGGUACUCGUCUUCCAACUGAUUGCAGCACCUGGGCAGAGCAGCUACAUGAAGUCGGUUCUGGCUUGGGGAGCAUUUCCGGUUUGUGGACCGAGACUUGGCCUGGUCCAAGGCAGCUACAAAACUCCACUGCUGAGAGGGGAGCCCAACAGCCAAGUGAACCAGUUUCGGAAAAUUGAAGCCCUCAUGUCCUCUGAUCUCGAUCACUGGCUGUGCAACAUGUACUUUCAGAUAAAGGCACACCCACCAGGAGCAUCCAGGGUACCAGAGUGCCCCGUCCCCCUGCAGUCGCCACCUUUAAAUACGUCUGUCAUGCUCCAACCUGUGGUCAGGCACAGCCAACCCCAAUCCAAACCUGAUCCACAAUCCCAGUUGAAUCCGCUCCAUGGCGGCGCCAGAAGCGGAGCAGGAGAACCCGCCUCCAUUCACUCUCCCCAGGGCUCUCCCUUUCACCUGUCAGCUGAUUCCACUUGUUCUUCAUCAUCUCUGCCAGGGAAGGAUUCUUCUCCACGAGCCAUUUGUGGCAACGCCGGAACAAAGGGUCAUCCUCGCAGGGAGAAAGAGGAGCUUGGGCCUCACUGCAAGAAGAAGCCAAUCAAGAAGACAAAUAGCCGCGGUCCCAGCGUGAGCGGCAGCAGCAGAAGCAGCGGCGGCGGCGGCAAACACACGAUGCACAAACUCUCUGUGGAGGAGAUGGAGGAGUACACCUUCUCCCUGCAAUCUCCACAGAGUGGACCGAGUCCCUCUCAGCUGUCCGAUCCCACCCACUUGGCCCUCCGCAUGCUGCCGUCCGAGCUGGGCCUACCGUUUCCCCGGCAACAACAACAUCAACAACAAAUGCGCGGUAGAUGUACGGGCUCCGUUUGGCAGCUCGGCCUCAUUAUGCUGCUGCUGGCUUUGAUGUGGUUUGUGAGGCUCUACCUGCAUUACUGCAGCCAGUGGCUCUACCUGCAGGCCAUAGCAGUUCCUGUCAACAAAUUCCAGUUCCACGCACACACGGUGGACCUCGUGUACCAGAGUUCUUUGCUCCACACCCGCGAGGAGCUGGCGAUGGUGGUGGUGGGUCCCCUGACCUUGAACGCACUAACGUUCCUGCUGGUUCUGAUCAGAUGGGGCUGUCAACAGAUAUUUGGCUCACUCCCUUCCUUCACGUCAAAGUUUAUCAUGGCUCAGGGAGUGUGGACAGUCCUGCACCCCCUGGCAGUCCUUGCAGUGGACGCCGUCCUCGGGCGUCUCACCUACAGCCCAGACAGACCAGUCGGCGACGCCGCCAAACUUUUCUGGCACUUCCGAAGAGUGGACCAAUCGGGUGCAGCCGGAGUGAUUAUCACCGUCUUCCUUUACGGUGUCAUUUUCCUUCUGUCCGUCACCAUCGUCUGCAUUUACCUGCUCAGAUUUCACAACGACGGCCGCAUGCUGGACGUCUACCAGAGGCUCACAGCCAAGGAGGGGACUUACUUCCUACCUCAGGACUUGGAGCUGUCCAAUCAGGAGCUCAGCUACAUCGUCAAGAAGGCGGAGCAAUGGAGGGGCUUUAAUGGAGAGAGACGCAAGGUGGCGGUGUAUGACUACAUCUGGACAGCAGAGGACCCACUAGCUGGGUCCGCCACGCCCAUAGAUGACCCACAAAGGGAGCAAGGGUCGUCACCCCUGCCAGAGGGAGAGACCAGCACCCACCUGGCCGUUUAUACGCUCUACCUAAGCGGUCUCAAGCAACGACACCGUCAUUUCCUGCGACAACCAGAUGGGGCCAUUAUUGAGGUGAUUGGCGACCUGGACGGGUUAGACAACGCAUCCAAAAUGCAGCACAACCCGGCUGAAAUGACGAACCAGGACGGCGCCGGCAUCAACCACCAGCUAAGAAAGCGAAAGAAGCUCUUCGGACGGUGCCCUCGUGUUGAGCCAGUAGGAGGAAGCAGGUGUGACUCUGGUUUAGCACAAGACCUAAACCAAUGAGAAUCGAGCACAGGACUAAGAGGAUGCAUGGAGGUGAGUCAGGCCCCUGCACACACCUCCGUGGCCACCCUCGCCAAAACGCUUCUGUCAGCAGCACUCUCUCGCUACGUAAACACCUGACAGCUUCCCCCUUGCAACGUGUGCAACAGAGCCACAACACGCAAGUCACACCACAGAUGCUUGAAACAAAGACCCGGGAAGGAACGAACGACCUCGGCGCAGGAGCUUUUUGAGCUGAUGCCGCCUGACACGGUCACAACAUUGUGCCUUCAUCGCCGCUACAUCGGGCACCAGGCGGGGGUCGUACCUGCUUCCUGUUUGAAGGCUGCGUGGAAAGCGGCUGUGACGAGCACCUGGUCGGUGUCAGCAGAAGUCAGCAUGAGGAUUGGAGAAGCGGGGAAGCCUCAGGAAGCCCUCAUAGUCAUUGUUUUCCAAUACUGUUGAAAUAUACCGGAUAUAGUCAGUAUUCAGCCUGUAUAAAAGUAUCAUUUACUGCCUGAAAAAUACUUGGGAACACACCUGAGUAAAGAAUAUUUAGUGUGAGCACCAUUGUUAUCUAGCAGUACCUUAAUCCUCUUGGGUGUGGAUAUUAAAGUAUAAUUUACUGCCUGAAACAUUACUGUUUAAUACUUGGGAACACACCUGAGUCAAGAAUAAUUAGUGUGAGCACCAUUGUUAUCUAGCAGUACCUUAAUCAUCUUGGGUGUGGAUAUUAAAGUAUCAUUUACUACCUGAAACAUGACUGUUUAAUACUUGGGAACACACCUGAGUCAAGAAUAUUUAGCGUGAGCUCAUUGUUAUCUAGCAGUACC